UUCUGAAGCUUAAAUAAAGAUAAAGUCAUCGCUGGUAAUUAUUAGUUUGUGAAUUUAUGACACGGUUAUUAGAAAAAGCAAUAAGCGACGGCGGAGACAGGAACUUAGCUAGUGCAAUGGUUUUCUAUUAUAUGAUACGCAAUGGCUUUUAUAAAGUGGAGAAAGUGCUUUUCCAGCCCGAAUCAAUUUUUAAAGUUGAUCAUUGUCAUCGGCUGUAUUUGCUUCUCUGUAUACCAGGUGGUAAAAUGCGUGGAAAAACUUAUACAACCACCUAUCUCCACGUACUACGGAUUCCAUUUGAACGAUACCAUAAGAUAUCCAUCAGUGACAAUUUGUCGAAGCCCAUCAUUUAAUACAGCUUUGUUUCCGAAAUUUGGAUUACGAAGAAUUAACGAUUUAAUGACCUACAAUGCGUUUCGUCAUUUUAAUUUUGUUAACUACACUAUCAAGGAUUUCUUGGAAGAAACAACUUGGUCCUUCGAUGAACUUAUUAGUAGUUUUGCAUAUAAUGGGUUAGGAAAUCCAUAUAAAAAUACUAGCGUUGUGGAAUUUUAUUCGAUUACUAGGGGCCGUUGUUUUACGUUAACACCAAGGAGUACAUCGGAAAGGUUCAGUAUAUCUGGUGGCUGGUGGUUCUAUUUGAAACACAAUUUUACCAUUCGAUCCCUAGACGGAUAUGGCAUGUCCACAGCUGGGUUUCAUAUCCACCUACAUGAUGAUAACGAAAUUAUGACUUCAGAGACAGAUCAAGAAAACAAUUUCUUAGAGUAUAUUUACCUGGAAGCUGCCGAAGACAUGAGAUUAACUUUAAAAAUACAAGAAUUUAAAAAAGUCAGCACCACAGACUUACCUUGCAUUGACAAUGAUUCGCGCUACAGUAAAUCUCGAUGUCAAGAGUUAUGCGUUCAUAGGCAAAUAGCACAAAGUUUGAAUUGUACUUUGCCUUGGUUGUGGAUGAUUCGAGAAAAUCGAACAAGGUUUGAACAAUGCUCGAAUUCAUCAUCUGUUCAUGCUUUACUAGCCAGCUUCGGAGAAAAUAAUAGAAAAAAUCUUGUGAAAAAUUGUAACUGUCCAAUGACAUGCCACGUUAAUAUCUACACACCAAGUAUUAUCAGCCGAAAGGAGGUAGAAGAAAGAUUGUAUCCUUACAGCUUCAUAGCAAUAUAUUACACGACAAAUUUGGUUACCUACAUGCACGAAACAAUUGGAUACAGCUUUAAUGCUUUCAUAGCAGACAUAGGAGGGUCUCUAGGAUUUCUGUUAGGGCUGUCAGUUAUUGGUUUCAUAGCAGUUUUAGAGAAAACUUUACGUUCCUUAAUAAAAACAUAUUUUAACAAUAAACAGAAACUGGCAGAAGAGGAACAGAGUCAGGUGGAAAAUGGCAUAAAUAAUCAAAAGAUUCCGAACAGAAAUAAUAAAUCGCAAACCAACAACACACACUCUAGGAGAAAUAAUAUUGACCUGUAUGACAAUUUACGCGAUUUCGAUAGUGAUGAUUUCAAAUAUUAUCAAAAAACAUUAAUUGUGGAUGGUCGGUACUGAAUAAUAUCGUAUCGUAUCGCUUUGUAUAAUGAGAGAAAAAAUAAACUAAUAAAAAUUUGCAACUGUCAAAUUCAAAACACAUUUGAUCAAACAACUUUUUAAUGAUACUGUAUUCUCGCUUGUAAUAGAGCAGCCCCUAAGUUGUAAUAUUUAUAAAUAUAAAUAUAACAUUGUAACCUUUGUCCACAAAAAAGGGAAAUAGUAAAUAAGUAAGUCAGUUUUGCUAUGUAAUAUUUACGUAUACGCCAAGGGCAUUAGUAAGACGAUAAUGCUCGAAGAGUGACACGAUGGGCAUUAUCGUAUAUUAACUAGAGAUGGGCGGUUAUUGGUAAAAAACCGGUUAUAGGUUAACCGGAAUUAUCUUUAAAAAAUAAUAACUUGACAAAAUU
Molecule: messenger RNA, 1931 nt
Organism: Sitophilus oryzae (rice weevil)
Lineage: Eukaryota; Metazoa; Arthropoda; Insecta; Coleoptera; Curculionidae
Product: acid-sensing ion channel 4-A
Exons: 8
Coding region: 142-1542 (466 amino acids)
Biological process (GO): sodium ion transmembrane transport
Cellular component (GO): membrane
Molecular function (GO): ligand-gated sodium channel activity
Source: RefSeq, a predicted model, not a curated record